Corvus hawaiiensis (hawaiian crow) is the source of this 603-nucleotide messenger RNA. It is a transcript of the gene PPIL1, whose product is annotated as peptidylprolyl isomerase like 1. Gene Ontology annotation, biological process: protein folding; protein peptidyl-prolyl isomerization. Gene Ontology annotation, cellular component: catalytic step 2 spliceosome. The record is from RefSeq and is a predicted model, not a curated record. Gene Ontology annotation, molecular function: peptidyl-prolyl cis-trans isomerase activity. The transcript is spliced from 4 exons. Lineage: Eukaryota; Metazoa; Chordata; Aves; Passeriformes; Corvidae. Bases 41 to 541 code for a protein of 166 amino acids.
CGGAAGCGCGGGGUCCUUCCGCCGCCGGUGCCGCCGCAGCAUGGCCGCCGUGCCGCCCGACUCCUGGCAGCCGCCCACCGUUUCCAUGGAGACCACGAUGGGCCCACUCGUGCUGGAACUGUACUGGCAACAUGCUCCCCGUACCUGCAAGAACUUUGCUGAGCUGAGCCGCCGCGGGUACUACAACGGCACCAAGUUCCAUCGCAUCAUCAAGGACUUCAUGGUGCAGGGAGGCGAUCCCACGGGUACCGGCCGUGGUGGUGCCUCCAUCUAUGGGAAACAGUUCGAGGACGAGCUGCACCCUGACCUGAAGUUCACUGGUGCCGGGAUCCUGGCAAUGGCCAAUGCAGGGCCAGACACCAAUGGAAGCCAAUUUUUCCUGACCCUGGGCCCAGCACAGUGGCUGGAUGGGAAGCACAGCAUUUUCGGGAGGGUAUGCCAAGGAAUGGGGGUGCUGGGGCGCCUAGCCAUGGUGGAGACCAACUCCCAGGACCGACCCCUCGACGAUGUCAAGGUCAUCAAGGCGUAUCCCUCGGGGUAGGGGGUGGGGGGUACCCUCUCCAAAUUGUACUGCUCGUUUGUAAUAAAAAAGGUUGGAUGUGG